This is a messenger RNA of Penicillium maclennaniae, 612 nucleotides long. RefSeq lists its product as uncharacterized. Lineage: Eukaryota; Fungi; Ascomycota; Eurotiomycetes; Eurotiales; Aspergillaceae. The record is from RefSeq and is a predicted model, not a curated record. The transcript is spliced from 2 exons. Bases 1 to 612 code for a protein of 203 amino acids.
AUGAAAGCGCUUCUGGACUUCUACAGCACCACCCAGGGUAGUACAGCCUUGGAGGACUAUUUAUCGCUGCUUGAGGAGCGGAAGUUUGUUAUCGACCGGGGAGAUCUUGUCCUCAACCCUAUCGACGACCUAGUUUACAAAUGCCUUUUGCUCUCUAAUCCUACCCCAUAUCUCAUGGUACACGUCCUGAAGCAUCUUAAUGAUAUUCUAGGGUUUGCAAAGCCGACCCCGAUGAUGUCAAAGAUUGGCUCCGCAAAUAUGAUACUGGUGGUACUAACCCUGCUCCAACUUUUGGCCCAGUGCCUGGCCCCACUCCUGUAUCUUCGCCUUCAGCCGCAUUCGAAGAAGGCAAUUCUCGGACGUAUAUCAUUACCGGCCCCCCUAACUCCAGACAAGGGGGACUGCACUUCGUUUGAUGACUUGGUCCAGUUUCCCUCCAAGGCUGCUAGGCUUAGAGAUCAUACGAAGAUUACCGUAUGGCAUAACAAUGAUGCACCUUAUCCCAUGAUUGAGCGAUACGAGAUCGUCUUCUCCAACCCGCCCUUGACAACUGCAAAUCCCCCCAGCGCAUAUAUCAUCGCCCUUCAGUACCCUAAGCUUCAGCGCGGGUGA